Messenger RNA from Notolabrus celidotus (New Zealand spotty), 3112 nucleotides. It is a transcript of the gene marchf8, whose product is annotated as membrane-associated ring finger (C3HC4) 8. Gene Ontology annotation, molecular function: MHC protein binding; zinc ion binding; ubiquitin protein ligase activity. The record is from RefSeq and is a predicted model, not a curated record. Lineage: Eukaryota; Metazoa; Chordata; Actinopteri; Labriformes; Labridae. Gene Ontology annotation, biological process: antigen processing and presentation of peptide antigen via MHC class II; protein polyubiquitination; immune response. Bases 201 to 2024 code for a protein of 607 amino acids. The transcript has 8 exons. Gene Ontology annotation, cellular component: late endosome membrane; early endosome membrane; cytoplasm.
CAUCUUAACGCGGAAGUCAGUGACGCACCAGUACACACAGCUGCUCAGCGGGGGGAGAUGAAAUAAACAAAACGUCGUCAUUCGGUGCCAAACACAGCGGGCAGUGCAGGCACAGUGUUGCAGUUCAGACCAUCAUGCCCUUUGCUCCGGCAGUGGGACAGGAAGUGAGUGUGUAAGCGUCCCUGGUUGGAUCUGCUGGGAUGAACAUGCCACUGCAUCAAAUCUCUGUCAUCCCCCGUGAUGUCACCACAUCACGGGUGUCCGGCAGCGGGAAAGCGAAGGACAAAGACAAGGACAAGGACAAGCAGAAUGAAAAGCCUCUGGGUCAUUCUGCCAGCAGGUCCAGCAAUAUAUCAAAGGCCGGGAGCCCGACUUCAGUCAACGCUCCGUGCAGUUUCUCCAGAACGUCAGUUUCGCCCUCCAGCCAGGACAUCUGCAGCAGUCAGGAGCAGGACUGUCAGAAGCAGACUGCAGUGGUUCUCUUGAACUCUAACAGUAAAACCUAUCAAGGGUCAGGAGGCGUUUCAGUUGCCACUCUCUGCACGGACGCCCUUCCAGCGUCCAAACACGCCAAACAACGAGACUGGCUCUCCCUGCUUCGCCCUUCUUCUGUCAACAUCCACACCAAUGGCUCACUCAGGUUCUCUGUCUCUCUGAACGAUGUGGGCCAACGUGUGGACAGCCUGUGUCGGGGUCUGCACUUUAUAGACCGCACAUGCUCGGAGGGAGAGCUGGAGAUCAAGCCCGAGCCGGGGCAGCAGCCGGGUCAAGAUCGCAGGGCGCACACACUCAAUGGCAAGCUGGCUUCAUCCUCCGCACACCAGAACCCAAAUCCAGCCUUCUCCACACACCCCCACCCCCACCUCGUCCCCUCUUUCACCAACAACUACAAGUACAUGGUGGGUGUCCCUCCUGCAAAUCGUCCCCCGUCUGACUCUGCCAUCAUCCCCCCUCCUCCUCCUCCUCCUCCUCCUCCACCUCCUAUUUUAAACAACCACAUCCAUCCCAAUCCAUCCCCAAGCUCCAACUUCCUCCGCCUCCUCCUCCCUUUCUCCCGAUCCUCCACCUCGGCCAGCCUGCAGUGCUCUGAGAUGGGCAGCUAUGCCUCUCACCUCUACAUCGCCAAGUCCUCUAGCGCCAUGCUGGAAGGCAGCGAGGCAGGGUUUCUCCAAGGGGAACUGGUGGGAGAUGAUGAUGUGUUUGAAGAGAACCUGUCCUGUCCUUCAACGAAGGAAAGCGGAAAAAAGGCAACCCCAGAAAUGCUCACCAAGACUGGGAUAAGUGCACAUCUAGCCCCCAUGUGCUAUAUGGAUGAGGACAGCGACUUGGACUGCUGCCCGUCCCCUUACUCAGAGAAAACAGAGCCAAUGUCACCCUUUUCACUCUCUGGAGACUUCUGCAGGAUUUGUCACUGUGAAGGGGAUGACGAGAGUCCUCUGAUCACACCAUGCCACUGCACAGGGAGCCUGCGCUUCGUCCACCAGUCCUGUCUGCAGCAGUGGAUCAAGAGCUCUGACACGCGCUGCUGUGAGCUCUGUAAAUAUGAGUUCAUCAUGGAGACCAAGCUCAAACCACUGCGCAAGUGGGAGAAGCUACAGAUGACAGCGAGUGAGAGAAGGAAGAUCAUGUGUUCGGUCACCUUCCACGUCAUCGCCAUCACCUGUGUUGUUUGGUCCCUCUAUGUUCUUAUCGACAGAACAGCAGAUGAAAUCAGACGAGGUGUCACAGACUGGCCUUUCUGGACCAAACUGGUGGUGGUAGCGAUCGGCUUUACGGGUGGACUGGUGUUCAUGUACGUCCAGUGCAAAGUUUACAUCCAUCUAUGGAGGAGACUCAAGGCUUACAACCGCGUCAUAUACGUCCAAAACCGGCCCGAGACAUGUAAAAAGCUGGCUCUGGAGAAGCCGCCUCUCUUGGAGCCUGGUCUGGAGACCAAGGAGGCUCUGGCCCCCGCCCAGUCGGACACAAACUCCUCCCAGUACACAGAGACAGAGGACUACAGUAUGGAGGUGCUUCACGUCUGACCACGCAGUCCAUGUUCAUAAACACACACCAACUGGCCCAGAGGGAAGAGAAGUGUGCGAAAGUGUGCAGAAGUGUGUGGAAAUUAUAUUAAACAGAGGAACUACCAGACACUCCCUUUCCUCUGAUCUGUCGGACUGUCAUUCUCCUCUUGUCAUUUUAUAAACCCUGAACUGGACCCUCAGAGACCGCCAGAUCAGGACUAUCUUCUUCUAUCAACAUCCCUCCUUCCAGAUUUUAUUCCUCCCCCCAGACUGUCGCCUCUUUCCUUUUCCCCGGACCAGACUGCUUUUACUGACUUCUGUAAAUGUCUGAAGAGGCCUGGAGCACACCACUCUAUAAACGCAAACACACACACACCCCACACACACACACACACUUUAAUGUUCACCUCUGGGAGAGCAGGACUGAGACAAAUAUACUCAAAAUCAGCUCCAGAGGGCUUCACGUCUCUGAUGCGUGGUUUGUUUAUUUGUGAGUUUGUUAGAUUUGUUUGUUUUUACCUCCUGUGAGUCUCAGGCGUAUACCUGCCGUGGAUCAGUAUGUAGCGCCGCGCAUCGGAUCUCUGGAACAAUCCAGCUACUGCCAUCUCUGUCGCCAUGGUCCUUCAGCCCUGAGCUGGUCUGGAUCAGACCAGGCCUUGAUCUGGACAUGCAUCGAAGCACUUUUGUUUUUUAGUUCCCUGAACAAACUCCCCUCCCUUCUUCUUGCUACUCUUUAUUUUUUUCUUUGGUAUGAAUUGAGUCUUAUAGGUUGUACAUGGGGGAGAGCACACUCGAAAAAAACCUGGAAAUGUUUGUUUCCUGUUCUAUUUGACGUUGCAUUUCCUCAUACGCACAUAUUUAAACCCUCCUGUGGAUGACAAAAAAGGAAAUGGGGUUAAAAAAAGGAAUCACGCUGAGUGUUUUUAGUCACAAUAGAGAAAAAAAGGAGUUUUGAAUAUGACAUCGGGCUCAAGGCUCUAAUGCAGAAAAAAGGAAAAUCCAGCCACAUGACUUCCCUACCCCAACAUGAACUUUCUGAAGGCUUUGAGAAUGUAAACUUUUUAAAAAAUGAUAAAAAAUAAAUAAACAAAAGAUCAAAAAAAUAA